Messenger RNA from Choloepus didactylus (southern two-toed sloth), 4967 nucleotides. RefSeq names its product small integral membrane protein 13 (gene SMIM13). Lineage: Eukaryota; Metazoa; Chordata; Mammalia; Pilosa; Megalonychidae. The coding region runs from base 459 to 788 and encodes 109 amino acids. The transcript has 2 exons. The record is from RefSeq and is a predicted model, not a curated record.
GAGGGGCGCUCGGUGAUGAGCCGCCGCAGGGGGAGGGGGCUUGGGGCUGAGGGACAGCUGCAGCGGCUGCCGGGAGACGUUAACAUCUGUCUUCCGUGGGGCGGAGGGAGCCUGCGGCGGGCGGCGACAAGAACCGUGUCGCCGCCGCGCGUGCUUCUGCUCGCGCUCUCUCCAGUCCACAGGCGUGCGGCGUCCGCCAUGGAAGCGCGUCCGGCCACCCCCUGGCUCACCCGGCGCCGCGUCCCUGGCUCCCCGGAGCGAUGAGUGGGUAGCGGCGCCCGCGGCUGCCUACAGCUCGCGUCAUCCGUCCGGGUGAGGAGGAGGAGAUACCGCCCUGCGCGCCGCCCCGCCCCCUGGGGGCGCUGCCGAGGGGCGCCAGCCUCCCAUGCCGUCCCGGCCCCCGGUCGCGCCCGGCGCCUGCCGCUGAGGCCGAGGACGCGCCGUCGGUCCCGCGCCCCAUGCCCCUCGCCCGGCUGGUGCCCGCACCCUGCCUUCCUGUCGCCCACCUCCCUCCCGUCCCCAAGAUGUGGCAUAACGUCGGGCUGACCCUGCUGGUGUUCGUGGCCACGCUGCUGAUCGUCCUGCUGCUGAUGGUGUGCGGUUGGUAUUUUGUAUGGCAUCUUUUUUUAUCUAAAUUCAAGUUUCUGCGGGAACUGGUGGGAGACACAGGAUCCCAAGAAGGAGAUCCUGAGCCUUCAGGAUCUGAAACAGAAGAAGAUACUCUGUACUCUCCACACAGGAUCAGAUCAGCUCGCCAAAGGAGGGCACCUGCAGAUGAAGGCCACUGACCCCCAGACACAGUCCUUUAUCAGUGAAUGAUGAAAGGCAGUGAUUGGGAAUCUCUGCAUUUAGUGACAUGGUCUUGAAAUUUAAUAAAAGAUUGAAGAACAUUUGCACUUGGAUUUUAAGUCAAAUUAAAAAAAAAAAAAAAGAUUUACAUGUAAGCCAUAUAAAAAUAAAGGGAAUUAAAACCAAAUUGGACCAUUGCAAAUAUCAUCUUAAAGAUAAUCUUGGCUUCACUAGCUUUCUACUUAUAUGCUUAUUCCUUAGCUCUUGAGGUUAUUAUACUUGCACUGGUGUGAACCUGAGAAACCUUACAGGCUUGAAAAAUCCUAUUUUAUCGGUUCUAAAAUGUACAUAUUUCUUCGUAUUUUAACUUGUCUGAAAUUGGGAUGCAUCUUCCAUUUGCUGUCAACCAGGUGAUAAUAAGUCAUGAUGUAAUUAUCCUGGCCUGUGCCUGUGUGAAAUUGGUUAUAGUGUCAUCAUUUUAACUGAGUUGUGUGUUGUUGGAUUUAAUUGCUAUUCAGAAAUGUCUUCAAAAAGAUUACACUAUGAUUCAGCAUUAAAACGAAAAGUUGUGUAUACAGAAAAGCAUGGGAGCAGAGCAGCAGGGCAUACAUUCGAUAUUAGUGAAGCAAAUAUUUGUUGUUGGAGGAUUGACUGCAAUUCCAUAUUUUCUUGCAAAGCAACAACAAAAUGCUUUACAGGACCUAAGAAAGGAAGAUAUCCACAAGUAGAUGAAGCUGUGCUAAAUUUUGUCAGUAAGACGUGCAAAAGGAUUGCCUAUCACACGCCAAGCAGUGCAGUUGAAAGCAGGAGAAAUUGCCAAAACCUUUGGAAUAGAUGAAACAAAAUUCAAAGCAACGAGAGCUUGGUGUGACUGCUUUAUGCAUCGAGCAGGACUGUUGUUAAAGCAUCAAACAUCGUUUUGUCCAAAGCUUCCUGCUGACAUGAAGCUGAAGACAGUGGUGGUGCACUCUUUUAAGACAUGCUGCCUCACUGAUAGUCUUGGUGGCCCUGGGGGCAGUGCUGUGUGGAAAAAUGCGCACAUCCAUGCUUGUGAUUUGAAAAGUGAUUCAGAGAAGUUGAACUCAGAAUAUGAAAUUAUAGUUAUAAAUUAACCAAUUUAUCUCACAUAUUUUUUUUACAUAUGCACCAUAUUUAUGUGAUAAAAAUCUGUUUACCACUAAAAGCUCUUUCAGUAAAAAUAAAAUAAACAUUUUACAUGAUAAAGCAUUGUGUCAUAGUUGAAUUGGACAGUGUUCUUUCUUAGUGAUGCAUAAAACAAUGCAUCUUAACAGUUGAUGUUAUCUCAGAUUAGAUUAAAAAUGUAAAAUAUACGUAAAUUUAUUUUUCUUUCUACUAAUGCAAUUAUUUAUUGGGGAACUUAAUUCUGACAUUUAUUUUGUUGAAAUAGUUAACAUGUAUGAAAUACUUUUUUUUUCUGUAACUUAGUCAAGAGUUUAGAGAAGUAAUUUAGGAAUUUAAGAAAUAUCUUCUGUGUUAGGAAGAGGAGGAUUUGUUACUCCCUUUGUAUGGGAGGACUUCAUGCUUAAGGCAUGUGUUGUGGAGAAAAUACUUCUUCACAAACAACAAUUCAGUGAUAAGACCUCAAAGGUGCUUGGUAUUAAGGAAAAAAUAGAGUGGGAGAAAAUACCCACUUAACUGUAAAAUGACUCUUGCCAGGUUUCCGGUUUGUCUGAGCUGAACUCUGGACUCAGUGUUUACUAGAGAAGAGAGAGAUGAGGUAAAGAACCUUCCUGUUUAGUUUUUAGUGUUACCUGCUUUGUACAAGAAUGAAUUGCAAAGCCAAUUUAUUUUAUUAUUCCAAGUUCUUUUUUUAAUCCUGUAUUUUAACUUUUGUUUCUCAAGAACUAGUCAUCAUAAAAUAUCACCUCUAUUUUUAUGUUUGAUACCUCAUACUUCAUGCUGAUGGUUUUGUUUAUUUAUUAACAGUUCAUUUGAUCUACCCCAAGUUGUAUUCCUGAUGAAAGAGUUGUACUUUUACCUGUCAUUGUAGGUCUUUGGAUAUGCAGAAAGUAAUUUCAAAGAGCAUAAUUUGGAUUUUAAUUAUUUUCUAGGGGAAACUCCCCAGCAGCUGAGAGUGGGAGACAAUCUUUCUGUCUUCAAUUCAUAAUUGGAUGCAAUUUCCUAUUUUUAUGUGACUCCAGGGAUUAACAAAACAGUGACAGAAGUAACUAAAUAUCACAUUAAAAUGAAAAAUAUUAAAAGAUUUUUGGUAAUGGGAGGACAUUUAAAUUGAAUCUUUUGUCUCAUAUUUUGAGCAGUGGAUUCUUCUUUAUGGUGAGUAGCUGAGGUUUAGAUAGUAAUAGUUGCUGAAAAACACUUUAGCUGCAAGCUUCCUGUUGUAGCAGUAUUAAAGAAUGAUGGCUUACAUAAACCCUCCCCCCCAAAUCUACAAGGGUCACCCUCAGAUUAGUACAGAUUAAUCCAUGUAAAGGUUGACAUUAUUGACAUUUAUGCUUCAAGCAUCUUAUUUCACAGAAUAUUAAGAAAUGUUCUGCUUAACUUAUUUGAGAAGUAUAACCCAAAACCUAGUAAUACCCCACAUUCACUUGAGAGUAAAAAACAAAAAAUCACUGAUGCCAAUGUGAAAAAUACACAGAUUAAUUCCUUUGCUUGAAAAUUUUUUUUUCUUUUUAAUUUUCUUUCUUUAGGAAAAAAAAUUCCCUGGACACCUUCCCCAACACACACACAUCAUAUCAUAUUACAUAUUUCUAAGGCCACCAAGACAAGGGAGAGAAAUAGUUGCAUACACAGAAUUAUUUAUGUUAUAUAGUGUUCCUGUUCUUUUUCUCUUGUUCUUUUUCCUGUUAUUGUUGCUGUUUUGCUUUUGUAGCUGAAUUUACCAGAACUACAUACAUCCCAAGUGCAUUUGCAAUCUCUCAGUAGGAGAUAGACCAGCCUGUGGUUAAUUUUAAAGUUUAAAAGGUUAUGAGCAUAAAAAACAUAUACAGGUAUUAGACUCUUAUAUGAAUUCUCACAAAAAAUGAUUGUGAUAAAAUACGCCAUUUUUUGAGGAUUAAUUCUGAAAUUGCUUUAGGUUGGUUUCAUUCCCUCCUAAUUAAUCAGCCAUUCCUCAAUCAUUCCCUUUCUUCUUUUGCCUCUGAAAUUUUUGUGAAAAUUGCCUAUAUCAAUUGUAUUGGUAGCAUUGCUCUGAUUUAAAUGCCAAAAUAACACUAAAUAUUUCUGUAUUACUGUUAAGUGAGGUUUCUAAUAUUUACAUCAAGCUAAAAAUGGGAUUCAUCUAGUGAACUCUAUAAUGACAUUGUCAUGGUGGAAAAAAUACAUUGUUGCAUGGUCCACAGCCAAUUUCCAGAUUUGCUGACCCAUUCUUUAGAUACUGUUUGGUUUAAAAACAGUUUCAAGAUGUUAUUUUACUGAAUGUUUGGAAAAAUAUAUUGUUUUGUAUUUAUGACAGUUUAAAACAACAUGAGUUGAAAGAUUUGAAAGUAGAGCAUUUUGCUUUUAAAAACAACAAUUUUUGACAUUAUUUUAAGUGAAUGACGCAAUCUUUUUUAAUAGUCACUUUUUCUUAAAGGAUGUAUUUUAAUAUGUAAGAAGUAACCAAGGCAACUUUAGAUUUUGAAUGGUAAACUUCAAAUGUUUUUAUAUUUGAAGUUGACUUUAAAAAGCCAAUGAGCAGUACACAGUGGUUAUAGCCUUUCAAACAACUAGGAGAAUAGAGCUUUGUCAUGGGUCUAGAAUUAAAGCACCUUGUAUCAUCUGCUUUUAAAAGUAUCCUAUAGUUUUUAACUUAAUGCAUAAAGAGUAGCAUUUUAUCUUAUACUAUUAAAAGUUACAUUUUCCAUUUGUUAGUGUCCAUGUAAUGCCUGUUUUAUGAAGAAUGUUUUAACAUUUACCCUCCAAGUCAGUCCUAUGCAUAACCAUUCAACAAGUGCUGCUGUAGUUCCUUAAAGGAAACGUUCUGUGCUGUUCUAUGACGCAUUGUCAUCUUGCUGCUUGACUUUAUAAGGAAUUAGGCUUGUGUGUGCUGAUAAUAUCUUUGUGUAAUGAGAUUUACAAUUAGAGAUGAGGAAUGUGUGUAAAAUGAUCAUUUACCUCUCCCUUGUUUUUGUUUUAAAACCAGUCAGUACUAUAUCUAAAGCUUCUGUGGUUUGUCUGUGUGAUGUUUUAACGUUCACUUGAAACUGCACAUAAUAAAU